This is a messenger RNA of Penicillium mononematosum, 738 nucleotides long. RefSeq names its product rhamnogalacturonan acetylesterase RgaE. Lineage: Eukaryota; Fungi; Ascomycota; Eurotiomycetes; Eurotiales; Aspergillaceae. The record is from RefSeq and is a predicted model, not a curated record. Gene Ontology annotation, molecular function: hydrolase activity, acting on ester bonds. The transcript has 2 exons. Bases 1 to 738 code for a protein of 245 amino acids.
AUGAAAUCUGCUAUUCUUCUGUCGCUCAUCCCUAGUGCGCUGGGUGCGACCCUCUACCUUGCCGGUGACUCGACUAUGGCAAAGGGAUCUAGCACAACCGGUUGGGGUGAAUAUGUUGCGCCCUAUACCUCACUCACCGUGUCCAACAAAGCGAUCGGCGGCCGUAGCGCACGGUCAUACACCCGUGAGGGUCGGUUUGAUGCCAUUGCAGAAGUGGUUCAGUCUGGAGAUUGGGUGGUCAUCGAGUUCGGCCACAACGAUGGAGGCUCUUUGAGUACCGAUAAUGGGCGUACCGAUUGUCCUGGCACAGGAAGCGAGACCUGUAGCACAACCUACAAUGGGGUCGCCGAGACAGUGUUGACGUUCCCGGCAUAUAUAGAGAAUGCCACCAAGAUGUUCAAGGCCAAGGGCGCGAAUGUGAUCAUCUCGAGUCAAACCCCCAACAAUCCCUGGGAAACUGGGACCUUCAGCUAUUCCCCAUCGCGGUUUGUGGGCUAUGCGCAGCUGGCAGCUGAAGCCGCCGGCGUGCCCUAUGUUGAUCAUGGGGCUUACGUGGCGGACCGGUUCGAGACGCUGGGCCAAACCGCUGUCAAUGCGUACUUCCCCUCGGAUCACACUCACACCAGUGCUGCCGGUGCAUCGGUGGUGGCUCAGGCAUUCUUUAAGGCUGUGGUUUGUGGAGAUGUUGUGCUGAAGAGUUCGCUGACCACCACCUCUUUCCCUGGUUCGUGUCUCUAA